This is a messenger RNA of Haemonchus placei, 1206 nucleotides long. NCBI's taxonomy places the organism in Eukaryota, Metazoa, Nematoda, Chromadorea, Rhabditida, Trichostrongylidae. The record is from the annotation of a GenBank genome assembly.
AUGGUCGAGUCAACAGGUCCGGCAGUCGUUGCUCCAGUCGAGGAUGAAAAAACCCGUGCGCUUACUAACUACAGGAAGAAACUGGUAGAGUACCGAGACAUUGAACAGCAACUGAAACAGCUGCGAAAGAAGGAAGCCGAAACCCAAAAGAGUUUCGACAAAUCUGAAAAUGAUAUCAAAUCGCUACAGUCAGUUGGUCAGAUCGUUGGUGAAGUUCUCAAACAACUCACUGAGGAGAAAUUCAUCGUUAAGGCCACCAACGGACCUAGAUACGUCGUUGGCUGCCGACGAUCGAUCAACAAAGAAGCUCUCAAGCAGGGUACCAGAGUAGCUUUGGAUAUGACUACCCUCACUAUCAUGCGCCAGCUACCUCGAGAAGUGGAUCCCUUGGUUUAUAAAAUGUCACACGAAGACCCGGGUAACAUUACUUAUGCUGAUGUCGGUGGCCUUGCAGAGCAAAUUCGUGAACUUCGAGAGGUUGUCGAAUUACCAUUGAUCAAUCCUGAACUGUUUCGUCGUGUUGGUAUAACUCCCCCUAAAGGUUGCCUGUUAUAUGGGCCUCCUGGGACAGGCAAAACUCUUCUUGCCAGGGCUGUAGCUUCUCAGUUGGAUUGUAAUUUCCUGAAAGUGGUUUCCUCUGCUAUUGUCGACAAGUAUAUCGGCGAAUCUGCUCGAAUGAUCCGUGAAAUGUUUAAUUAUGCUCGUGAUCAUCAGCCCUGUAUUGUAUUCAUGGACGAAAUCGAUGCCAUUGGUGGCCGACGGUUCUCCGAGGGUACUUCGGCUGAUCGUGAAAUCCAGCGAACGUUGAUGGAACUGCUCAAUCAACUGGAUGGUUUUGAUUCGUUAGGAAAAGUCAAAGUCAUUAUGGCAACAAACCGGCCUGAUACUUUGGAUCCUGCUCUUUUGCGUCCUGGACGUCUUGAUCGUAAGGUUGAAAUUCCGUUGCCCAACGAACAAGCCAGACUUGAGGUCCUGAAGAUUCAUGCGAAUCCAAUUACCAAACAUGGUGAUAUCGAUUAUGAAGCAGUCGUUAAGUUGUCUGAUGGAUUCUCCUGUGCAGAUUUGCGAAAUGUUUGCACUGAAGCUGGUCUGUAUGCGAUCAGAGCCGAACGAGAAUAUGUUAUUGAAGAAGACUUUAUGAAAGCCGUUCGAAAGGUCGGAGAUGCGAAGAAGCUUGAAACGAAACUUGAUUACAAGCCAGUUUAA